AUGGCAGCUGCCAUUCAAAAAAGCACUCAUACUAUCUUUGCCAUCUUAUUUUCCGUGCUCGCGCUUGACGCCGUCGCCGAGCUCUUUUUCCCGAUCCUGUCCGUGUUCCUGAUUGUUGGCGCGAUCCUUCUGCCAACAGCACAGAGAGAAAGCUCCUCCGUUGCGGGGGAAGUCAAAGCUGUCUACUUUCUGAGUUACCAAUCUCCCGAAGAAGACUGCGCCAGCAUGGCGAUGGUGACUGACAAGGAUGUCCUCUUCGUCAAAAACACUCAAAACCUCGAAGCCGUCAGCGACUUCAUUACCCACAUCAAAGCAGACGUAAAACAUAAGCAGCUCCCAGAGGAUUCUAUAAUUCCGCUCUUUCAGAUCGUUCGCAUUUCGAUAUCAUCACCGCACUCUACUGUGAGCAGUGCCGGAUUCAGUCUGUUAGUACACCUGCUCAAGCGAUUAAAUCUACAAGGCCAGGCAAAGGCCAUUGCCGCAAACGAAAAGCUUUUGCUACCCUAUCUUCUCGAUCGAUUGGGAGAUCAGAAAGAUAGAUACCGCACAUUUGCUACUCUAUGUCUCACGGAGCUUUGGCUCGUAUGCCCACAAGAUGUGGAACGGGCCAUCAAGGAAACGGCUCUGACAGGAAAGAACUCUAAAUCGAAAGAAGCCGGCAUGUCUUGGAUAUGCAAGAUGAACAAAGAGCACGGUCUCGCUUUCCGUAGCUACGUGCCACGUCUAAUGGAAUGUUUGGAGGACGCCGAUGGUUUCGUUCGAGAGCGCGCAAAGAGUGCUAUCGUUGAUCUGUUCAGAACGGCUCCUGAACAUGCCAAAUCUGAUCUGAAAAGGCAACUUCACGAGCAUAAUAUCCGAAAAUCUAUUGCGGCAUUCAUUUUGGAGAGCCUUGAUCUGGCUGGCUCGGUUAGCGCAGAGCAGAAGACGCCAGACCUGCCGCCUGUAGCUGAGAAAAGUGCUCCGAAUGCGAGCAGUAGCUUGGCAUCCUCUACAGGAUUCGCCCCAGAGUUUUCUAGAGCUCGCUCGUUGGGCCCAGAGAGCGACAAGCUUGAAUCUGCUAUUGUUAAUACGCAACGGGAGCUUGACGAAAUUUUCAAGUCCAUGUACCAGCAUUUUGAAGGAAAGGAAACGGAGCAGAACUGGAUGCUGCGCGACAAGAGCAUUUUGAAACUUCGUCAGCUGACCAAGGGUAAUGCGCCAAUCGAUUUUCCCGGUGCCUUUGCCGCUGGUAUAAAAUUCCUCAUGGAUGGCAUUUUGAAGGUGGUGAACUCACUACGGACGACGCUGUCAACAAGUGGUUGUCUUCUAAUCCAAGAGGUGGCUAAAGCGAUGGGACCCGGAAUUGAUCACAUCGUUGAAUGGAUGCUGCAUGUUUUGAUCAAGCUUUGUGGUCAUACCAAAAAAAUCAGCGCCCAGAACGGUAACGCCACAGUGGAGGCUAUUUUGGGUCACGUUUCGUACAAUGUUCGACUUGUCCAGUUUAUCUAUGACGCAAGUCAAGAAAAGAAUGCACAGCCGCGAGCUUUUGCUGCGGGAUGGCUGAAGACCAUAAUCACUCGGGAGGGUGUUAAUAAAUAUCAGAAACAGCACUUUGAGAGUUCCGGUGGCUUCGCACUUGCUGAAAAGUGCAUUCGCAAGGGGCUGACGGACGCUAAUCCUGCAGUGAAGGAGGGAAUGCGUGCUGCGUAUUGGGUAUUGGCAAAAGUGUGGCCAGCGACUGCUGAUAGCAUAAUGUCUUCUCUGGAUGCGAAUUCGCAAAAGCUGCUCCAGAAAGCCUCUGGUGGUGCCGCUGUAAUGGCGGGUACCUCCAGCGCGACUGCCACUAGUCAGAAUGCUCCCCAGGCCCCUCGGCCGAGUCUUCGCGAUGCUAUUGCGGCUCAGAAACGGGCGAAGAAGGCGGCUCAAGGUCUCCCUGAGCGCCCAGAAUCGGCCCAAUCUAGCUUUGCAUCCACGACCACCCCACAACCCAUCUCGAGACCUAACACUCUGUCUAGUUCAACUAGCUCAGUUGGAGGCGGUUUGAUGUCUGCUCCGGUUCGCCCUAUGCGGCCUGGUCGCCGAGCAGAAAUUGCGCGACCUGCUACUGCAGAACCAUUUGUGAACCGCAGACCUGUAAAGCCCCAGAAUGUAUCUACAGGGUCUGGUCCCACGCCAAUCAAAAGCGGUCCCCGGCAGACACCAGUGCAGGAUGUGAAGGUUACUAAGGACUCCACCCCAGCAGUUGCCCCAGCGGAUAGCGAGAAGACUGCCGCUAAACCUCCAAAUAGCACAGAGUCUGUUCAAACCCCAUCAAGAAAUGAAAUCCGCAACAUGGAUGUGGAAGAACGUCGGAAAAUCCAUGAGCAGCGAUAUGCCCACCUCCCCCCGCAUUUGAGAAGGGUAUUUCGGCCUGGUGUGCCUGGCGCCGAUCCCGGAGCAGAGCCAGACCCGAGCUAUGAAGAAUUCAUCCGUGUGGCUUCUGCUCCUUACGAGCGGAAUAGAUCAACAUCACACAGGUUCUCCACUCAAGCAGAACCAAUUAUAGAGCCUGCGGCUCAGCCUGAUGACAGCCUCCAGGUUGCUGCAAAGACUGUCCUUCCGCGCUCACGAGAGAGUUCUCCAAAGCGAGAGGUAGCGAAGAACGAAAACCGGGCGAAGACGUCGAAGCCUCUCAAGGUGUACGAGGAUCCUAUCUCGAGAACACCAUCCCCGGUUUCUUCGCACCCCCCUGCACAAACAAAGGCUCUUGAAGAGCUGACAUUGAAUGAGCCAGCCAAUGUCCCAGUUGCUUCGUUUUCUGGUUCAAACGAAGAAGUGAAACCAAGCGCGGCACUUGUCAAGCGCGAAGAGCCCAAAGACAAUGUCGAGGUCGUUUCUGAAGAGACUCUACCUACUUUUGUUAUUCCCCAAGUUCGGGCCCGGACAUUUGACAUGGAAGGGUUUGCCAGCUUGCGAAGAUUGAUUUUGGGAAGCGACCCUGGGUUUGAUGAUGAAGUGUCGCGAGAAUUGCUUGCUGCUCUUGUUGACUAUGUUCGCUCGACUGAAGAGGAACUCAACCUUGACCGACUAGAAUCGGACCGGCGCAAAACUUUGGCGUUGCCAACAGUGAUGAAUCUACUUCAAAAGAAGCAAGAUCGUCUGGAUGUACUAGGCAUGUGGUAUCCUUAUGCACUGGCUGGCAUGCUGGAAACACGAAGUCUUUGCGUUGAAUUCUGCCGCGUUGCUGCCCUUGCAAACGACGUGACACGAUUCCUCGUCGAGUCUGGAGAGCGGCCUCGUGCUGAUCUCAUCGAUCCCCUACUCGCAUUCAUCGAAAAGGCGCAACCGAGCGAGGGCGAUGAUAUGCCUCUGUUGCUUGGCAUUCAAGUAUUGCGCAGAAUGUUCACUCGGAUGAAAAUAUUCGCCAUGCCCUUGUCAGAGGAAGCUGAGCAGAAAUUUGUUCACCUAGCAGAGCGUUUCUUGAGCUAUCCCGAUGCGCGGAUUCGACGCAAGAUGGUUGAAUGCUGCGUCGUCUUUCAAUAUCUCGCCAAUCGAUACGAAGACACCGACAGAUUCUGGAGCUUGAUGAUGCCCGGACUCAGUCUCGCUCAUCGUGAUCUCAUUACCUAUUACCAAGAAAGAUGGCAACCACAGGACAUUCCGUUCACGUCUGUCUAAGUAGGCUUUUUUGUGUAUCCCCUUUUCCUUUUCUUCUUUGUCUUCUUCUUCUUCUUCUUUUUCUUUUUCUGUUUCCUUUACUUCUUCUUUUGCUUCUGUAAUUUUCUGUGGU
This is a messenger RNA of Xylona heveae TC161, 3748 nucleotides long. RefSeq lists its product as hypothetical. Gene Ontology annotation, molecular function: microtubule binding. The coding region runs from base 1 to 3636 and encodes 1211 amino acids. The transcript has 4 exons. Gene Ontology annotation, cellular component: mitotic spindle midzone; spindle microtubule; mitotic spindle. The record is from RefSeq and is a predicted model, not a curated record. NCBI's taxonomy places the organism in Eukaryota, Fungi, Ascomycota, Xylonomycetes, Xylonales, Xylonaceae. Gene Ontology annotation, biological process: astral microtubule depolymerization; mitotic spindle assembly.